Molecule: messenger RNA, 1141 nt
Organism: Chaetomium strumarium
Lineage: Eukaryota; Fungi; Ascomycota; Sordariomycetes; Sordariales; Chaetomiaceae
Exons: 1
Biological process (GO): tRNA-type intron splice site recognition and cleavage
Cellular component (GO): tRNA-intron endonuclease complex
Source: RefSeq, a predicted model, not a curated record
GAUGGAGGAGAAGGAGAAGGAGAAGGAGAAGGAGGGUGGUGGGAAAGAUGGGGAGGAGGCCGGAAGGGAGAAGAAGCCAUAUGGGCAUAUUAGGGAAAGAGUGGUUGUGCUGGAAUGGUCGUCGCCCGCUAGCCACAGUCUUGGGAGGGCGGUGACGGGGCAGGCGAAGGACAGGCCGGCGCGGGGGAAAGAUUGGUUGUUGCCCGAAGAGGCGCUGUAUUUGGUGGAGAGGGGGUCGUUGGACCUGUGGUGGCCGUUGAAGGGGAUUGAGGAGAUAUUCCCUCCGGAGGGGAUGGCAGUGGAAGAAGAGGCAGAAGAGGCGGAUGAGUACGAAAUGGGAUUCCCGCUGAGCCUCCAAGCUGCUUACGCCCUCCUUAUCGGAAACGACGGCGAACGCGGCAAGAUCAGCCUGCAAAAGUUUCAAGUCUACUCCAACCUCAAGCGAUGCGGCUACAACGUCCUCCGGGCGCCGCCCGUUUCCAGACAGCCAACGCCUCCCACGAGAAUGCCAAUAACGACCACUCUCUGGCAAUGGUUUAGCACCCUCCUCACCACCUCGCCUCAGCACCUCCCCUACGGUCCGCUCGUCCAACCGGGCCUCUACCGCUCUUACGCCUCCAUCUACCGCCAAAUGGCCCUCCUUCCACGCCAUAAACCCUCCACUUCGAGCCAGCAAACAAUCACCACAGCCGAACCAUUCACGAUCCACUUCCACAUCUGGAAGGCCGCGCAGAAAUGGACCAAACUGCGGCACCCGCCGCCGGAUUUCCGGCUCGCCGUCGUCGACGCCCAGCAGUCCGCCGUGCCUUCCCUCUCCGAGAUAUCCGCCUUGCUCGCGGCGACCCCGCCCGCGCCGGGCAAGCCGGAGUGGACGGGACACCCCGGCCGGCUGUACGCGCGACUCAAGCACGGGCACCGCAACGUGCUGGUGGCGGUUGUAGACCACGGGGUAAUCAACUACAUGCGCUGUGCGGAGGCGGCGUUUGGGCUGGAGGAGCUGUACGCGCGGUUUGAUGCGCCUAGAGGUGCUGGGAGAAAGACUGGUGGCGGUAGGAAUGGGAACGGCGGGCGCGGAGGGAGAGGGGGUGGACGGGGACGGGGACGGGGGAGGUAAACGGAUAACCUAGAGAGCAAGUAGGCG